UGCUACACCCGUGCAUUAGUACCUACUAAUCUGACAAAAUUGCAAGUCCAAAUAUUUACACGAUUUUUAGUUUCACUCUGAUUCAAUGUAGACAGGAAAGAUUGAGGGCAAUCAAAUCCCCAUGCAGCGAGACAAUCGGUUCCAUUGUUUUACAAAUAUUUUUACAAACUAAUGUGUAACAAUAAAAGAGGCACAUUUUUCGUACCGCUAAUGCAGUGACAUGUCAGAAGACAGGACGGAUUGUAAUUAAGCCCAUGUUGGCAGAUCCGUCUGGAUAAGAACGUGACGAUUUUCUACUCGACUAAAGUCAUGGCGUCGUCCCGACUGUGGGCAUGUGCCUUAUUUUGUGGAUUGAUAUCACUAACGGAGGCAAGAAGUAGUGCACACAAGGUUUCGUCGCCAGCGAAACGAGAGUAUGGCACCGCGGAAGGGCUGCUGGCCUCCGCCGCGAUAGAAUCCAUCCUUGAAACACCACAAAUUAAGUCAUUUCUCGACCCGGCGAAAGUAAAGUCCGCUUUGGACAAUGAAAUGGUCAUGGCAGCAACGCCGGAAGCGAUCGAAGCCAUCUUUGCCGCUCCCGUGAUCAAAGCGCUCCUCACGCAGGAAAUGUUCACAGCCUUUUUGGGGAGCAAGUUUCUCAAAGAAUUUGUAACUCCGGACACGAUAUCCGCCUUGCUUAACGCUGAACCCCUCGCUGCCCUCACAACGGCUGAGAAUCUCAAAAAGAGUGCAGAUUUUACGCAGAUUUUGUCCCCCGAAGUUCUAACGGCGAUCCUGAACUCGAAAACGGUAAAGAAUUUGUUGACCCCGGAAGGCGUCGGGAUCAUUCUCAACAGUCCUGGACUUGUCGCUGCGUUUUCGCCGAAGACGAUUGAAACCGUCCUCGCCACGGAUUCGGUCAAGGGCAUGUUAUCGCCGGAGCUGGUGUCACAGGUUGUGAACAGCGGUGUUUUUAAGGCAGCCUUGAAUCCGGAAGCGUUAAAGGUUCUGUUGAAAAAUGAAGACAUGAAAAAAUUAGUGUCGCCCGCAUCGCUAAAAAUAAUCAUGGAGAGUCCCGUCAUUGCGGAAGCGGUGAAGUCGUCGGGUGAUUUAAUUGCGGGUUUGAUAACGCCCGAGAUGGCGAAGGAUGUCUUCAACUCGAAAAUAUUGACGGAUUUGUUAACUCCGGACACGGUGAAGAAAGUCCUGGAUAAUACCAUAAUUAAGAAAAUUCUUGACCCCAAACUUUUCCAAGCCGUGUUGACCUCGUCCUCUGCGAAAGGGUUCCUUGUUCCUGAGACGUUCAAUACACUUUUAGCGAGCAAAGAGCUCCAAUCAUUCCUCGCUCCGGAUAUCAUGGAUAGUUUGCUAAAAAGUCAGGCUUUGAAGACUCUCCUGGCCCCGGAAUCUAUAAGGGAUUACAUGAACAGCAAAGUAGCCGUGGCCGCGUCCAAUCCUGAUUCAUUGGGACGUAUUUUAAACUCUGACCUGGUCGCGGAUAUCUUCACACCGAAAGCCGUCAAGUUACUGUUGGACACAAAAGUUUCGAAAACGGUCAUGUCGAUGGACACAAUUCGAACCAUCCUGGACUCCAAAACGGCUAAAAAUGCCCUCUCUUCCGACUCAUUGCACGCCCUUAUCGACUCCUCCGUGGCCAAGGAGCUCUACACGACGAAACAUGUCGUCGAAAUUUUGAACAAUGACAUCCUCGCGGGCGCCGUGUCGCUUCCGAAUUUAAAAUAUUUAAUGAACUCUGACCUCGGAACGAAACUCUUUGAUGGGGAUUCACUCGAUAAGAUUGUGAGCACGAAAGUGUUGAUGAACGUUUUGCAUCCGGAAACCUUUGGACCGAUUAUUCUCAAGAUUGCGCAACACAGGGUGGAGUCCGGGGUGGGAGAGGUGUUGGGUGGGUUGAAGAAGAUGAGUGGUGGUGGUGAGGAAAGUGGGAGUGGUCACAAGAAGAAGGGGAAAAGUGAAGGGGGAGGAGGGAUUGGAAUAGGGAGAGGUUUCGGGGCACUGGAAGAUGUCACUGGUUUGUUGGGAUGAUGUGAAAAUAAAUUAUUUUACAGAGAAAAAAUUGUGUUAGCAUCUUAAUUUAUGAAGUAGCUUCGGCUACUUUAUGUGAAGCCUUUGUCCGUCCGUCCGUCCGUCUGUCUGUCUGUCGGAUAACGGGAGAACCGAUCGAGAUAAUCGAAAUCGGUUUGCGGCAUCAUAUACAUGUCCCCAGGGGGAGGAUCGUAUCAACUUUGUGGGGUCAAUUGGCCCCCCUCGAGGUCAGGGGGUAUGGUCCCAUAUUAUUUGGGU
Folsomia candida is the source of this 2283-nucleotide messenger RNA. RefSeq lists its product as uncharacterized. The record is from RefSeq and is a predicted model, not a curated record. Bases 310 to 2025 code for a protein of 571 amino acids. The transcript has 9 exons. Lineage: Eukaryota; Metazoa; Arthropoda; Collembola; Entomobryomorpha; Isotomidae.